Molecule: messenger RNA, 2305 nt
Organism: Vicia villosa (hairy vetch)
Lineage: Eukaryota; Viridiplantae; Streptophyta; Magnoliopsida; Fabales; Fabaceae
Product: CRS2-associated factor 1, chloroplastic
Exons: 5
Coding region: 195-2186 (663 amino acids)
Biological process (GO): Group II intron splicing
Molecular function (GO): RNA binding
Source: RefSeq, a predicted model, not a curated record
AUUGUAAAUAUCUUCUUCUCAAAAACGUAAAACACUCAAUUUCUGUUACCGGGAAGGAAGAGGAUAACGUUGGUUUGUGGUGACAACAGCCGUCGCGAAGAAUUAACCAAAACGACGACACAUCUCACUGUAACCGCCUCACUCCAUCUCAUCUCAUCUCAUCACUGAGAAAUGCGAAUCACUUUCUCUUCUCAAUGGCUCUAAAACUCCCAAUCACUUUCCCCAUCUUCUCCUCACCCACUGACCCGAACCCGAACCCGCUUCCAUCCACCAAACUCCACUCCUCCCGCUCCAACACCGCCAACAACCACUCCCAGGAACCCAACUCCACCGGCAAACACAUCAAGAACAACAACAAGCAAUCAAAGCCCAAAGUGAACCCACAAUCACACCCAGCGCUAAAGUUCUCCAACAUCCCCAAACAGAAACUAACAUCAGUCAACAAAGCUCCCGACAAUGUGAAAAUCAGCGACGACGGACUCUCUUACGUAAUUGAAGGCGCUCCGUUCGAAUUCAAGUACAGUUACACUGAAACCCCCAAAGCGAAGCCGUUGAAAAUGCGUGAACCGGCUUUUGUUCCGUUUGGACCGGUUACUAUGCCGAGACCUUGGACCGGUCGGCCUCCACUUCCUCCGAGUAAGAAGAAGUUGAAGGAGUUUGAUUCCUUUGUGCUUCCGCCGCCGCAUAAGAAGGGAGUUAAACCGGUUCAGUCUCCCGGUCCGUAUUUGCCGGGGACUAGUCCUAGGUAUGUUCGAUCUAGAGAUGAGAUAUUGGGCGAACCGUUGACGAAAGAGGAGAUUAAACAGUUGGUUCAAAGCUCUUUGAAAUCCAGUCGCCAACUCAAUUUGGGUAGAGAUGGUUUCAUACAUAACAUGUUGGAUAAUAUACAUGCUCAUUGGAAGCGUAGAAGGGUGUGUAAGAUCAAGUGUAUAGGAGUGUGUACGGUGGAUAUGGAUAAUGUGUGCCAGCAGUUGGAGGAAAAGACAGGAGGGAAAGUCAUUCACAGAAGGGGCGGUGUUCUUUACCUAUUUCGAGGAAGAAAUUACAAUUACAAAACACGUCCACGUUUUCCUCUCAUGUUGUGGAAACCAGUGCCUCCAGUAUACCCGAGGCUGAUUCAGCAAGUUCCAGAAGGUCUAACACUAGAAGAAGCAACUGAAAUGCGUCAAAAGGGAAGGACAUUGGUUCCCAUAUGCAAGCUAGGAAAAAAUGGUGUUUAUUUUAACCUAGUAAACAAUGUUAGAGAGGCAUUUGAAGAGUGUGAACUAGUACGUAUAAAUUGCCAAGGACUAAAUAAAAGUGACUAUCGAAAGAUUGGAGCAAAACUAAGGGAUCUUGUUCCGUGCACGUUGAUUUCAUAUGAAAAUGAGCAUAUACUUAUGUGGAGAGGAAGAAAUUGGAAGUCCUCUUUACCAGAUCUCGGAGAUGACCAGAAGGAAGCCAAUAAAAUUGAUGUUGAAAAUGAAAAUUACAAUACACAGGAGUCAGAAGCCCUUGGUGUCUCGGCACCAAUUCUACAGAAUAAUAACACAGAACAUGCAAGCAAUUUAUCACAUGACACUAGUUGUGAUGCUGAAACCACAAAUGUUGCCACAAAUUCCAAUGGUGAACCAAAUCCUUAUAGGAGCAUCAGCUCAGUUACAACCAUAUCACACGAUGGUAGCCACAUCGAAUGCCCCUCAAAAGCUAUGAAUGAUAGACAUGGAACUGUGGAUAUAAUGGACGACAAAAGCGUCACUGACAGUCUUUCUACUUCAAUUUCAAGAUCAGGUGCAAUGCUAGGUGAUUCUGGAACAACUGAUGUCAGUCUGUUACCAAGGUCAGCUGCCCCUUGUAUGAAAGGAAUUUCGUUACUAUUGGAGCAAGCUAUUGAGCUAGGCAGUGCACUUGUUUUAGAUAAAGAUUUAUUGGAUGCAGACAAUAUUUAUCGAACCACUGUUUCCUUUGCCAAAUCAGCUCCACCUGGACCUGUUUUUAUGAAACAUAGAAAGGAUGCUGCUGUGGUUCAAAAAAGUGACAAGCAAGAAGCACCGGCGAUGGAGACAAGAGAAACUACCACUAUUACCAUGAAAGGUAAAAGGGAGAAAAGUCCUAGAAUUCGAAGAAAAGAAAAUUUUGAGGGAUUUAUGAAUCUUGUUCCACACGGAACAUUAGGAGUUGAUGAACUUGCUAAACUACUAACAUGAUACUGGCUGGAAUUGUGAUGCAUUUUUUUGCCAACUGAAUCUUACUAAGUGCAUAUGUAAACAGUAAAGUGUUACUACUUUUUAUCAAAUGUUAUUUAGUGAAUCUUAGUCAUUUUUUA